This is a messenger RNA of Naegleria lovaniensis, 1845 nucleotides long. RefSeq lists its product as uncharacterized. Lineage: Eukaryota; Heterolobosea; Eutetramitea; Acrasida; Naegleriidae. The coding region runs from base 1 to 1845 and encodes 614 amino acids. The transcript has a single exon. The record is from RefSeq and is a predicted model, not a curated record.
AUGAAGCGAAAACACUUCGAGAGUUUUUCACAUGCUAAAAACCCAUCAUCAACAACGAACGUACUCGAACAUUCGAAAACCAUCAAGACCAAACAACAACAGCUUACGAACCGAAUUCAACUUCCAUUUCAAAUAUUUGAUAUUGAUGAAAUUGUUGCAUGGAUUUUACAAUUCAUGACCACCACGGAUUAUUUUGUAUAUUUACGAUUCGUCAAUCGAUGUUUUCAUAGACUCAUUGAAGAAGGAAUAUUAUCUGGAUUAAUAUUCAAAAACAUUACAUUGGAUAAUUCCUCUUUUCUCACGCAUCAUGUUCACUCGGAACAUAAUGAUCAAGUUUCACUCGAAUCUGUAACCAUUCAACACAUUCUCCAAGAAUAUUCUCAAAAGAAAUCAAAAAGAAUUUCAAAAAAUUCAAAACAAUCGUUGACAAGUCUUACAUCCAAACGAUUGUUGCACAUCAUUUCAAACCAUUCUUUUGCUAUUCAGAGUUGGAAAUGUGCCUAUGGUGUUCGAGAAAUGACAUUACAAGUUUUUGAAAAUUUAAUUGAAAAGUGUCACAAUUUGCAAGAAAUUUUCAUUGAAUCUUCACAAUUGGAAAGUAUCAAGAUGGAUCCAAAAUCACUUCCUCAGUUACAAAGUUUCACGUUGGUAAUGCGAUCAUUUUCAUUUCGAGAAUUAAUAUUUGGAGAAGAAAAUUCAAAAGCAAACGACGACGACAUGAAUUGUUUUGAACAUUUACAAACAUUGUCCAUUACUAUUCAUCGAUCCGACGAUUCGUUUAAGACUCUUUUCACUCAUGCUAAACUCUUUCCUAACCUUGUACAUUUUACGUUUCACACAGCUGCCAAUAGUUCUCUUUCCUCUCAUCAAAUAAUAACAAUAUCGAGAAGCAUGAUCCAUCUUUGUACGCCGAAUCUCGAGACAGUUUCAAUACGAUCUUACAGCAAACGUUUCAUGUUGAAUGGACAAUUCGAUCAUUUGCGUUCACAGAAAUACGACGGAAUGAUGCAACAUGUCAAGUUAUUGAAUUUGGAACAUUUGAAAAGUUUGACAGUCCUUGUUGUGUCAUGUACUCAUGCCAUCAUUCCAUCUUUAUUUAUUUAUAAUUGCCCUGAUUUGAUUCAUGUAAAUUUACCAAUGGGUGCCAAUGCAUUGUGUCCCAUUACGAAAUUCAUGUUGAGUCAUUUGAAAGAACUCGAGUUGGAUGUUGCAGAAAUGAUUCAUGACACUCAUGUAGAAAACAAUGACAAUAGGUCAAUAACAACCUUACCACUAACAUGGAUGUCGAUCCUUCGAGACCAAUCGAACCUCCCUUCGUUACAACAUCUUCAUUUAUAUUCUUCUUCGGAUGAGACCAUUCAGAGUUUAGAAUUGAAAGGUUUUAAAAGGUUAAAGUCUCUCUCCAUCGAAUUGGAGAAUUUAGACUUGACUUUGAAAAAUAUGAAAAAACUGAGAGAAUUUAACAUUUCAUGUAAGAAUUUGAAACUACAUCUUUACAAAUGUCGUAUGAUGACAGAGAAGGAAUUGGAUCAUAUUUUGGACACGUCUCGAUUCAUUUCAUCCUUAACUGUUAGCAAGUGCUCUGAAUUACGAAGACUGGAUCUGUCAAAAAACAGCUCUGGUCGAUAUUUGAAACAUUUCAAAAUUAACAAGUGUCAAAAUUUGGAAUGGUUGUGUUGUGAUUCAUCAAGAACGACGAGUGGAGAAGUGAAAAACUGUACGAAUCUUAAAUUUAUUAAGGCCAAACAGUUCUCUAUCAACACUUCACAACAUCCCACCCGAUCCAUCAACAAGAUGCUUCUUGUCACAAAUUUACAUCCCAAACUCGAAAUAAUGAAUCAAUAA